UGAUUGAAUUACAAGUCUCCCCUAAUUGAGUUUAAAAACCGCGCUCUUUAUUUGCCAACAAAGACCGAGAUAGGAGCAAACGAGAUGGCACUACACGUUCAACAUGUCUGACAUAAGGCAACGUAAACACGAUCAGAAACGGGGAUCUUCUGUAGAAGAUGUUAUUGAUCCUCCUCCAGUAAAUAUGAAGCCACAUGCUGUCCCAGUUGUCCUCGCCAACAAUGAUCACACCUUCUCUCUGGACGAAGAAGCCCUGAGAAAGGUGCUCCUAAGGGAUGAAGUCAAGGACAGGUACGUCGUUGUCAUUUCAGUGGCGGGGGCUUUCCGUCACGGCAAAUCAUUCCUGCUCGACUUCUUCCUGAGGUACUUGAACUCAAAGUACGUACUUAAGCAAAACACGUCAGAGUGGCUGGGCAGCGAUGACGCCCCCUUGGAGGGCUUCUCCUGGAAGGGGGGCUCAGAGCGGGACACCACUGGGAUCCUCAUGUGGUCUGAUGUUUUUCUAACCGAGUUGCUCACAGGAGAAAAGGUUGCUGUAGUUCUGUUAGAUACACAAGGAACUUGGGAUAGUAAAAGCACUGUCCGGGAAUGUGCCACAAUUUUCGCAUUAAGUACAAUGCUGAGCUCAGUUCAAAUCUAUAAUCUAUCAAGUAAUAUCCAGGAGGAUGAUUUGCAACAUUUGCAGCUAUUUACAGAAUAUGGGCGAUUAGCUUUAGCAGACUCAGGGAAAACACCAUUCCAAAGACUACAGUUUCUCGUGAGAGAUUGGCGGUUUCCCUACGAGGCUCCCUAUGGGGCUGUCGGUGGUCAACAAAUACUUAAGAAGAGGUUGGAAGUUAACGAAAACUCUCAUCCAGAGCUUGAAUCUCUCAGGAAACACAUCAAGUCACUAUUUACUGAAAUUGCAUGCUUUUUAAUGCCUCAUCCCGGCAUUAAGGUAGCUACAAGUCCCACAUUUGACGGCAGGCUAGGAGAAAUUGAUCCCGAGUUCAAGGAGAAUCUGAAAAUCCUGGUGCCAAUGCUUCUGGCGCCGGAAAACUUGGUGUUGAAACGGAUCAACGGCCAGAAAGUCAAAGCCAGGGAUUUGAUCCAAUAUUUCAAGUCAUACAUGGCCAUUUACAAGGGAAAUGAGUUGCCAGAACCAAAGUCUAUGCUUGUUGCCACUGCGGAGGCCAAUAAUUUGUCGGCCGUUGCCGAUGCAAAAGAGACCUAUGUUACCUUGAUGGAAGAGGUUUGUGGCGGAAACAAACCUUACUUGAAUACGGCGACGAUGGAAUCGGAACAUCGCAAAGUCAAAGAUAAGGCGAUCCACCAGUUUCAAAGCAAACGGAAGAUGGGAGGGGAUGAGUUUAGUGAAAAGUACAAAGAACAGCUUGAAAAAGAUUUGGAGGAAACUUUCGCUCAGUUCAAAGCACAUAAUGAAAGUAAAAAUAUCUUUAAAGCUGCGCGAACUCCUGCCGUGUUCUUCGCUUUAGCCGUGUUUUGUUACAUCUCGUCCGGACUUUUUGCACUGUUUGGUGCUUACACAAUCGCCAAUAUCUUCAAUACUAUGAUGGCUGUCUCGUUUCUCACUUUGGCCAUGUGGGCCUACGUCAGGUAUAGUGGAGAGUUCCGAGAGAUUGGCUUACAUAUCGACGAAAUGGCCAACCUAAUAUGGGAAAACCAUGCCUAUUUUAGAAAGAGAAAAGAAAGAAAACUCUAUGAAACCCGUCGUACAAGCUUACGUCGAGAACGGUAUGCAGCAAAUGGCUGCCGAAGUAGCUGAAAGAACUGUCCUAAAUGCAACUAAUAUCACAACCAACGGCAAGAAACAGGCGUGAUAACAUUCCCCCGUCUGUUACAAUAGCACCCUAAAAGCAUCGUUACAUAUUAACGCGUUAAUCGUCACGUGAUUUGGAUUGUUGUGGAUUUUGUCUUGCCAUAUAUUGUGGAACAUAGUAUGUAACUUUGCUGAUUAUGUGAUAUCUUGGCAAUGUUGGUAUUAUUGUAAUUUAUUUGUACAUAACGCUUCUAAAAAUAAUACAAUUUUAUCUAUUACGUAACCAUUUUAUUGUACACUGUUAUGUAAAGUUUGCAAAAUUUAUUACAUGUUCCAUUGGUCAAUCAGUUUCUCCGUUUAACUAGAGUAGUAAUCGUGAACAGUACUGACAUUGCAAUAUAAUUCACCACCCAAGUGCCUUUUAUUAACCCAAUAAUUGUUUUUACUGUUUGUCUUGUGAUUUCGUAUUGUGGUGUCCAAGUCUCCAGUACACUAAUGAUAAAAACGCAUUUUUAUUGUUACUAGUGAAUAGAUAAGACAAACUGAAUUGAAUGUUACUAUUUCCAAAUCAAAUUUUAUAACAAUAAAUAUUAUUUUUUUUAGACUGUUACGAACCAUGUUAUAAUUUAUUCAGCUAGAUAUGAACAAUUUUUUUAGCUAACUGCUCAAUUUAUUUUUAUUUUUUAUUGUAGUUUAAUUGAACUGUAUUUGGUUUCGGUUAUGAAUAAAUUUAUUAUUUUUA
This is a messenger RNA of Tribolium castaneum (red flour beetle), 2501 nucleotides long. RefSeq names its product atlastin (gene atl). The record is from RefSeq and is a predicted model, not a curated record. Gene Ontology annotation, biological process: endoplasmic reticulum organization; protein homooligomerization. Lineage: Eukaryota; Metazoa; Arthropoda; Insecta; Coleoptera; Tenebrionidae. Gene Ontology annotation, molecular function: GTPase activity; GTP binding. The coding region runs from base 104 to 1765 and encodes 553 amino acids. The transcript is spliced from 11 exons.